AUGUAUUUUGUCCGAUCAUGUUGUACAAGAUUAUGUGCAAUGUCCAUGGCUGAUUUGUUAUCAUAA
Spirodela intermedia is the source of this 66-nucleotide messenger RNA. The record is from the annotation of a GenBank genome assembly. NCBI's taxonomy places the organism in Eukaryota, Viridiplantae, Streptophyta, Magnoliopsida, Alismatales, Araceae.